UCAUAUCGUGAAGACGUUGAGUACAUAAAAAGAUAACAGUCGAAAUUUAAAAAUAUAAAAAUAAUAAAUAAAAUUAUCCCGAAAACUGGCUGAAAAUUAAAAAAAAUUGGCGAUUUGGUGUUUUUUGUUUUAAUGACGGUUAAGAAAAAACAAUAAAAUUGUUAUUGUUACGAAUUACGAUUAGAUAAAAUGGUGUCAAAGAUACACACAUUAACACGUUUUUGAGUUGUUAAUUUUUACUAGUAAAUUACAAUGUCGGAAAAUAAUUCUCACAGUGAUAGACUAAAAGAAAGUUUGAAUUUAAAAAGAAAUGUUGAUAAUGAUCGCUCCAGUGAUGUCGAGAGAAGUUCAGAAAAAUUAAACGAAGUUUGUUUCGAAGAUGCAUUCGAGUUGACUGGUCACGGCAAGUUCAAUCACCUGGUACUGCUAACAUGUGGUCUGAUCAUGCUAAACGUGUCUAUGGAGUCUGUCGGUAUGAGCUACGUCAUUACAGCUGCAGAAUGUGAGCUGGAGCUGACAAGUGAGCACAAGGGGCUGGUGAAUGCUGCGGCUUUCAUUGGUAUUAUAAGCACAUCAUUUCUAUGGGGAUACCUGGGUGAUAGAUUUGGCCGACGGGCGGUGAUGCUGCCAUCAAUGGUAGCGUCUGCCGCUCUAUCUAUUACCUCAUCGUUCUCAACUAAUGUGUGGAUGCUACUCAUUUUGCGGAUACUUACGGGCUGUUUGGUGUCUGCGUCAAGUGCGACGGUGUAUGCCUAUCUUGGUGAAAUGCACACCGGAUCCCGAAGGGCGGCAGCUAUAGCUUGGGGAUCAGCCUUCAUAUCCUUCUCAUUUAUGAUUCUACCAGGUCUUGCCUGGAUCAUAAUUCCAGGACAAUGGUCCUGGUCGAUCGGUGGCUUCAGGAUAGUACCGUGGCGAGCCUUCAUAUGGUCAUGGUGUGCCCCUGGUCUCAUAGCCUCGGUGUUUCUGUUCUGGCUGCCAGAAAGUCCCAGAUACCUAUUGUCUGCCAAAGGUCCAGAGGCCGCAUUACCAGUAUUGGCGAAAAUGUACGCAUACAACGAGAAUGCUGGAGAGGAUAAUUUUCCCGUAGAGAAAAUUGUUACAAGCAGCAUAGAAUCGAGAUCUGGUGGUUUCGUUGGAGCAGUGAGAAACAUUUCCUUGCUUUUCAGACCACCACUGCUUAAAUGUGUCUUCAUAUCACACAUAUCAAUGUUCGCCGUGUUCAUGCUCUCAAGUGGUUUGUACGUGUGGGUACCAGAUAUCCUGAACAGCAUGCUCAGUAAUACGAGUGAGAAGAGCAUAACUAUUUGUGAAAUUAUACACAAUAAGUUCCAAGCGACGAGAAAUUCUUCAUUGGAAGUAAGCCAUGGAGUAUGCAAGGCCCACGUAACGACAACUGUCUUCUCUAUAUCAAUGGGUAUGGGUGCAGUGUUUGCUGUCACCUACCUGGCUAUAGGACUCUUCAUCACUAGGGUUGGCAGAAAGACAUUCUAUUGUUGCAUAAUGUUCGUGUGCGGACUCGCCACUAUCGGUGCAGCGUUUGUACCACAAGGUGGCGCUGCAACGGCGCUCCUAAUUCUGGCUCUGUGCGCCGGAUGCGCUGCUUCUAUCCUCGCCGCAAUUGCUGUAGACGUAUUCCCCACAUGUUUGAGAGCGAUGGCUAUGUGCGUUAUGUACAUGGUGGGUCGGACAGGAGCGGCGGUGGGUUCGAAUAUCCUCGGAGCCACGCUGGACAGGCACUGCCAACUUGCCUUCAGCGUAUUUGGCGUUUUCACUGCUGGUUCAGUGAUACUUAUAAUAUUUUGGCCGAAACCAGAGAAGAUCCGGGAUGAAAUGGAACGCAAAGGAUUAAAUUACUAAGUUUAGACUAAUUGAGACUUUUGUGAAUUGAUUUUAAGACACUGCAUUUGUAAGAUGUGCAAAGAAUGUAAAUUUUAUCUAAAUAACUACUAAGAAACUACUAAUUUGUAUUGAAAAAAUAUGUUUGUAUGUACCAUACCAUUUAUCAGGUUAUUAUAUAAAUCCAGGCUACGAUCAAAUUGAAGUGGUUGAAACUGUGGGACACAUCUAUGGUAUAAUUUUAAUUACUACUACUACUACCAUAUUUAUAAAUAUCAGUGAGAGACUGAAAUUUAGCCAUAAUGUUGCUAUUUAGCAUAAUACUGUGUAAUUAAAUAUAUUUUCUUACA
This is a messenger RNA of Pieris rapae (cabbage white), 2186 nucleotides long. Its product is annotated as synaptic vesicle glycoprotein 2C. NCBI's taxonomy places the organism in Eukaryota, Metazoa, Arthropoda, Insecta, Lepidoptera, Pieridae. The record is from RefSeq and is a predicted model, not a curated record. Gene Ontology annotation, biological process: transmembrane transport. Bases 253 to 1857 code for a protein of 534 amino acids. The transcript has 11 exons. Gene Ontology annotation, molecular function: transmembrane transporter activity.